Messenger RNA from Helianthus annuus (common sunflower), 1013 nucleotides. RefSeq lists its product as uncharacterized. The record is from RefSeq and is a predicted model, not a curated record. The coding region runs from base 494 to 862 and encodes 122 amino acids. Gene Ontology annotation, biological process: recognition of pollen. Lineage: Eukaryota; Viridiplantae; Streptophyta; Magnoliopsida; Asterales; Asteraceae. The transcript is spliced from 2 exons.
CCCAAACCAUGAAAUCAAUUACAUAUUUCCCCUUUUUCUGAGAAAUUACCUAAUUACCCUCAAAUAACUUCCCAUUCGUAUAAUCAAUCCUCCAAACCAUACCCAGAGGCCAGACGACUUUUCUUCUCCCCGAAGACGUUCAUCUUAUCAUGUAUGAUCAAAAACUGAAUCUUGUUCAUCUAUAGGCUGUACAAACAUUCUCAUCGAUCCUGUUUACAACACUGGUUCAAUUGUGCGUUUUUUUUUUCCAACUGGUUCGAUCCUGUUCGUCCACUGGUUCGAUCCUGUUUUUUGUAUCCGAAAUUAUUCUUCAUCGAUUUUAACUGGUUCGUUCAUAAUUCUUCAUCGAUGCUUGUGUGUUUUUUUGUUUCGGAAAUUAUUCAGUUACAAUCGAUUGGUUGGUGAUGUGUUAGUUGCAUAGUUCACUGUUAAUGGUGGUGUUUAUUCAAUAACAAUCAAUACUGGACUGUGUUAAUUUCAUUUGUUACAUCUGAUGGAAUGCUCGCUGUGGAACAAACACAGGGUCAGCAAAUCAGUUUAUUUGAUACUAGGUAUCAAAUGGGCAUCAACGACAAACAAGUGUAUAGGGAAGGGUCUUUGCGGCGUUAAUGGGUAUUGUGUGGUCAUGAACGAUGCCACCACAUGUCGAUGUAUUCCGGGUUUUGAAUUCAUCAAUGAAGAGCGUUCGAGUUUGGGUUGCAGGAGACCUUACACUAUAGAAAGCUGCAAGAUGAUGUCACAAUGUGUAGCUUUGCUUGGGAAAUUUACCGCUCUCCGUGAGCCGAAUAUCCGCUAUCUUGGUCUACAUACGGAGACAUGCGCUGGAUCUACUUUAUGCUAUGUGGGAUACUUCAAAUGCUAAAGACAUUGUUGAAGAAUUAUUACAGGUGUACAGUUGCUAGAUAUAACAAAUUUAGAAACGUGCUGAUGUAGAGACUAGAGUAAUUGUGUAUUGAGCUCAAGAUUUCUGAUUUUGGCUUGGCUAAGCUACUUGAAUGGAAUUUAUGUUUUUU